UCAGCCUAAAACUAAAACAGGAAAUAAGAGCAAAUAACUCCUCAACUGGCCCAAUUGACCCCCCGUAGCCCAAUCUCUGCCGGAAAAGUGGAAGAAACGCCAUCUCUUCUCCGUCGGAGUUUUCCAUCAUUGUGCCCUCUCGAAUUUUCAGAUUCAGUUGAACUCAAAAGUAGUAUCAUCCUACAUUGAGUUCCUCCUGUUGCAUUCACAUGUUCACGAAUAGCCAAAGGCAAGAAGAACGCACUGGAAAAUAUGGAACUCCGAGGGUGGAAUACCUUCAGCAAUUGGUGACUCAGUUUCAGAAUGCAUCUUCUGAAGAGACAAAAGAGAAGAUUGUUGCUAAUUUGGCCAACUUUGCAUAUGAUCCUUACAACUUUACGUUCUUGCGUCAACUUAAUGUAAUAGAGCUUUUCCUCGACUGUUUAACUGAGCCUAAUGAGAAGCUUGUGGAAUUUGGGAUUGGAGGAAUCUGCAAUGCGUGUGCUGAUCCAGCAAAUGCUGCUCUUGUCACUCAAAAUGACGGUAUCCCCCUCAUCGUCCAGUGUUUGUCAAGUCCUGUUAGGAGCACUGUAAAUUAUGCUCUAGGAGCUUUGUAUUAUCUUUGCAAUGCAUCAAACAAGGAAAAGAUCUUAAAACCAGAGGUAAUUGAUGCAAUAAAGAGUUAUGCAGCUGCAAGUGAAGUUAGUACAAGCUUCAGUAACUUGGCCCAGGCUUUCUUAGAUAAACAUGUUCCCCAAGCUUAUUGAAAUGGAUGAAAAUAAAAUUACUGUUGAAAAUCAAUGCUACUAACAUCUUUAAAAGCAUGGAAUUGGAAAAUUAUUGGUCAGGUUUAGGGGAUUGAAAUAUAAAUAUUUUGUUAAACCUGUUUUGAUAGGCUCUUUCUUAAAUCGAUAAACGUCAUUGUAGUUAAACCUCACUCGUAAAAUUGUACUGGUAUGGUAUUUUAACUAUUGUAAUAUUUAUCACAAGAAACUUCACAAUGUUUUCUUCCCAAUCUCACAAAUGAAACAUUUACAUUUUGACAAAGACAAGUGUCUCAAAAAUGACAAACAAGAAACCAACAAAAAUAUGUAUAUAAUAUAUAAUUGAAAUAUAACAAAGUCCCACAAUCAUCUCACAUCCAACACUCCCAAACAAAAGCCAACUCAUACCCUAAGAAAUCAAAUAAAUAAAAUCCAAAACAAGACAUUAUACAAAAACGAAAGAAAGUAAAAACACAAAA
Molecule: messenger RNA, 1222 nt
Organism: Solanum lycopersicum (tomato)
Lineage: Eukaryota; Viridiplantae; Streptophyta; Magnoliopsida; Solanales; Solanaceae
Molecular function (GO): protein binding
Source: RefSeq, a predicted model, not a curated record